Messenger RNA from Phyllotreta striolata, 4065 nucleotides. Lineage: Eukaryota; Metazoa; Arthropoda; Insecta; Coleoptera; Chrysomelidae. The record is from the annotation of a GenBank genome assembly.
CCGCCGGCCGCUUUUCCGACACGCGACGCUCCGCUGCCACGGCGGGUUAUCGCGUGACCCGCGAAAAUUUGUGCGCUAAUUUUUCUUUCAUGCGAUCGAGCGAAGGCAUUCCGACGCUAUGAAAGUUUUACUGGCCGUUUUCUUGCACGUCCAAGUCGCGCUAUGCGUAUAUUUCUCCAUGACGGACGUGAAGCUCACCGUCCCGAGGGCGAUCAAGAAGUACAUGCUCCAUCCCUACGAUCGACCGAUUAUUAAUCUAACCGCAAUAAAUCGCGAAAACCAACCAUCCAAUUUGAAAUACUCCCUUAACGGCACCGGAGAAUAUUUGCAAGUCAAUUCCAAUACCGGCGGCGUAUUCCUUACGCCCAAAUUUCUAUCGCAAAUCGAAAAAAUCGGGACAAUAGUGUUAUCAGCUCACGUCCAGGAAACGGGAGAUCCCGCGGGCGAUGGAGCAGUUAUCCGCGUGACGACGUCCCCCGCAGAAGGGUUGGAUUGCGGGGAGCUCGUCGAAGACGUCUGCUUCUGGACGGAGGCGAGGUACGUCGUGAAGCGAAGGGACGUCGCGACGCCCGUCGGCGCGCUGUCGUCCCCUCGUUUGCUCGACGUGUGCCCUUAUCGCGUCAGUUAUACAGUCAAGACAGGUUCUUCGGUGGAGGUUUUUCCUCCGAGUGGUGCGAGAAGCUUCUGGGCGGUGGGGGCGAGUCUGAAGAUGAAGAAAUCGAGCGAAAGUGAAGCUGUUGGAGAGGUGUUUUGUAACGUGGAAGCUGCGAAUGGGGAACAGGGGAAGUCGAGACGGGUCGGGAGGACCAUUAAAAUUCUCGUUAUGGACGAGGACGGGCAUCUCCCGGUGCCGCAAUUUUCCGAAAUUACCAUAGAGAUGCAGCAAAGGAGGUUUAAAAAGGGCGAAAGAAUUCACCAUCCUCAUUUGAUAUUCACUGACGACGAUUCGGCCAAAGCCAACCACUACAAAGCCACUGUAGACGAUGGAAAUGACAGAAGUUUCCUCAAGCCUAUUUGCUCGGAGAGGGAGUUUUCGAGAAAUAACAAAACUCAAACAGCCAUUCAUUGCAAAUUGGAAUUCAAACAAGAUAUGGUGUUUAAUUCGACAGCGUAUUCAUUCGUACUGUCUUUGAACGAUACUACUUUCAAAGGAGAUGCUCCAUCGACGGUGGAUCUCCCUAUUCACCUGGUUUUCAAAGACAAAGCCGAAUCGUUGAUGAUGCUAAAAUUGUACCCUUCCACGCCUAAAAUAUUCAGAACCGCCGCUCCUUUGGCAAGAGUCGCCCAACCGAAUUCGCGCGGUAAAAAUUACCGCAAUUUCAAGCUCCUGGAAACAUCCAAAUUCAAAGGGAUUUUCAGGAUAACAGACACCCAAGGGAUCAUAUUCGUCCAUGACAACUUAAAACUCAAAAAUAUCACAACACAAUUUCUAGGCCUUACCAUAUCCUGGCUGAGAGACAACAAGGAGGAAUUCGACGAAAUCCAAGUGAGAAUAGUGAAAGAACCGAACGAAACGUGCAGCAGCGCCAAGAGGUUCGCCGAUUGGGCCGUUUGCUCCGAAUUCGAGACCAUAGACGAGUGCCUGGGCCGCGAUUCCUGCGGAAUAGGCACCGGAGGGUCGGCCAGCGUCGAAUCCAGAAGAGGCCCGGAGAGGUGCAUGUGGAGAGGAGACGCAAUCACCUCCAACAGCACCCAUUUAUAUUCCACUUGCACUCCUGAUGUAAACACUUGCCCGGACGGCGAAUGCGACUCAUUAGAAAGCCUAUCUUUUACUUUGUGUCCGCAGGAUUGCACUGAAUCUGUUAGUUGGCCUUUGAAGCUCGCUAGAGGAGGUAAGGGAGUCGACGAGGCCAGCGGAACGGUAAUUUGCUCCUCUUUGGGAUGCACCAGGAUUAACUCUAGAAGAUCCCAGAUCAAGAAGAGAAAAGACGAUAAAGCUAAACAACACCACGAUAGGUUGUUACACACGCUAUCGAAAGCGGUUAACGAAAGUUUUGUGCAAAAAGAAAACAUCACAAUGGGAGCAUUAGUAAAGACCCAUUGCGAUUUCCUCUGCGUAAUCGGCAUCGGAUCGGCGUCGCUGUUUAUCAUAAGCACGAUAGUCUUCGUAACCGUGUAUUGGAGCUUACGCAAGUCCAAAAAAUCCGCGCGCAGUAACCCGGAGAAAAGCAAUCAAGAACUGACGGCCCCAUUAUCUCUCCCUUCCAACAGGAACAACUUCGGGGAUUCCUUGUCGUUCAAUUUCCAAUUGAAUGACACGACUUUCAUCAACAACUUCGUCAAAAAACACACUCCGGAUCCCAAAUGGGAAUUUCCCAGAUCGCAGCUUGUCAUCGAGCAGACCCUGGGCGAGGGGGAGUUCGGCAAAGUCCUCAGGGCCAAAGCGCACAACGUAGCCGGCAAACCAGGUCUAACAACUGUAGCGGUGAAAACGCUGAAAGACGACGCCCGGGAAUCCGAGCUCAACGAUCUGCUAUCGGAGUACCAGCUGUUGAAGGAAGUUUCCCAUCCGAACGUGAUCAGAUUGCUCGGCGUGUGCACUUCUCCGGGUGGACCCGUGUAUGUUAUCAUAGAAUACGCCGAGUUGGGUUCUUUGAGAAAUUAUUUGAGAAGAACGAGGAAACUUCAAACGCACAUUCUAACCAAAGAGGAGCUGGUUUGCCAUUAUGAUGAGCCCAAAGUGAGCGAUGUCACGCCGAAGGAUCUCUUGUCGUUUGCCUGGCAAAUUUGCAACGGAAUGCAUUAUCUCAGCGAUAUGAAGUUAGUCCAUAGGGAUUUAGCGGCUAGAAACGUUCUACUUUCCAGUGACAAAGUAUGCAAAGUAUCAGAUUUCGGUCUAACUAGAGACGUUUACGAAGACAACGCUUACCUUAAGAGAAGCAAAGGAAGAGUGCCAGUAAAGUGGAUGGCUCCAGAAUCCCUUUCCGAUCACAUUUACACAACCAAAUCGGACGUGUGGAGUUUCGGCAUACUAAUAUGGGAGUUAGUAACUCUAGGGGCAACUCCUUACCCGGGCAUAGCAGUCCAGAAUCUAUUCCAUCUGCUCAGGCAGGGUUACAGGAUGGAGAGGCCAGACAAUUGUUCACCGGAUUUGUACAAAAUAAUGAGGAAUUGUUGGGACAUCGACCCGGAACAGAGACCUACAUUCCUGGAACUCAGCAUGAGAUUUGCUAAAUUACUCGAAGAUAAAAUGGAAUACAUUAAUCUUUCUUCUAACGCUAUUUAUAACAAGGGUUACUUCGCUUCCCCUUUCAACGAAGAAGAUGAGAUAGAUGAAGGUGAAAUAACGCCGGAAUCAUCGGAAACCAGUCCGCUUAAUUAUCUGUCGAGAACGACAUCUUACGAAAAAUGCGAUGCAAGAGAAAGGGAAAUAAACGAGGAAAUGGAAAAAAUCGCUGAGAAUUCACAAGCUUAUGAAACGCCCGUUAAAAUACCCAGAAUAAUGAAGACUCCAAGCAAUGAGAAUCCUCAAGAAUAUACAGACAUGGGUGGAAAAUGAGGCUACCUAAAGUAGCCCGAAAAAAUCAUGAUUAUAAUUGUGAACAAAUCAUUCUUUUAAGCUCUUUAAUGACGGUGUUGCUGGUAAUGUUGCAGUACAAAAUUGAAUUCGGGAUGAAUUGUUGAAAUGAAUGAAUUUUUCUGAUGGAAAUUAAUAACAGUAAUUUUGAUUACCUCUGCAACUUUUGUUUGCGUUUCCUUUUGUCGUGUAUAAACUAAUAGGUACUCCACUUGCGUGAUUUAAAAAAAUUGCAUGAACUUAUUUGUAGCUUUUAAAGUUCUAAAUAUCUAAAUACAAGAAUUUAUAUCUUAAAUAUUUUUAAUUACAUAUUUAAAUGCUAAGAAAAGUUUGUAAAAUAAAAUAUAAUAGAUAUUAUUACAACUGAAGAUUAUUAGAUUUUUUCAUAAUUAGACCAUACUAUUUUUCAAUCCAUCCAAUAUAGUUCGAAAUUCUCAUGUAUACAGAAGGUUUAUUUGUGUCAUUUGAAGUGCAGGGAAUACCAAACGAAGUUAUACCAAUAACAUCAUACAUGCAUUUAACACUUUCUGUAUCUGGAUGAACCAGCA